Molecule: messenger RNA, 2773 nt
Organism: Phodopus roborovskii (desert hamster)
Lineage: Eukaryota; Metazoa; Chordata; Mammalia; Rodentia; Cricetidae
Gene: Pla2g15
Product: phospholipase A2 group XV
Exons: 6
Coding region: 83-1321 (412 amino acids)
Biological process (GO): phosphatidylcholine metabolic process; ceramide metabolic process
Cellular component (GO): lysosome
Source: RefSeq, a predicted model, not a curated record
CUGUGGGGUAAAGCACGACGCUGCGGCCCCGGCCUAGGCGCGAUCCCUUAUCACUAAAGGGACCUACUGCCAGUCCCACGCCAUGGAUCACCAUCACCUCACUUGCCGCGCGACCCAGUUCCGGAGUGGCCUCUUGGUCCCCCUGUUUCUGCUAAUGAUGCGGGCAGACCUGGUGCUCUCGGCCCAACGUCACCCUCCGGUGGUGCUGGUGCCUGGUGAUUUGGGUAACCAGUUAGAAGCAAAGCUGGACAAGCCCAAGGUUGUACACUAUCUUUGCUCCAAGAGGACAGACAGCUACUUCACACUCUGGCUGAACCUUGAGCUGCUUCUGCCUGUUAUUAUUGACUGCUGGAUUGACAAUAUCAGGCUGGUUUACAACAGAACAUCUCGGGCCACCCAGUUUCCUGAUGGUGUGGAUGUGCGUGUCCCUGGCUUUGGGGAAACAUUUUCUUUGGAGUUCCUAGACCCCAGCAAAAGAACUGUGGGUUCCUAUUUCUACACUAUGGUGGAAAGCCUUGUGGGUUGGGGCUAUACACGGGGAGAAGACCUCCGAGGGGCUCCCUAUGAUUGGCGCCGAGCUCCAAAUGAAAACGGGCCCUACUUCUUGGCCCUCCGAGAGAUGAUCGAGGAGAUGUACCAGAUGUAUGGGGGCCCCGUGGUGCUGGUCGCCCACAGCAUGGGCAACAUGUACACGCUCUACUUUCUGCAGCGGCAACCACAGGCCUGGAAGGACAAGUAUAUUCAUGCCUUCAUUUCACUGGGUGCGCCCUGGGGGGGCGUGGCCAAGACCCUUCGAGUCCUGGCCUCAGGAGACAACAAUCGAAUCCCUGUUAUUGGGCCACUGAAGAUCCGAGAGCAGCAGCGCUCAGCUGUUUCCACCAGCUGGCUACUGCCAUACAACCACACCUGGUCACAUGACAAGGUAUUUGUCCACACACCCACAACCAACUACACACUCCGAGACUAUCGCCAAUUCUUCCAGGAUAUCAGAUUUGAAGAUGGCUGGUUCAUGCGGCAGGACACAGAAGGGCUGGUUGAAGCCAUGAUGCCACCUGGUGUGGCACUGCAUUGCCUCUAUGGCACUGGCGUCCCCACACCAGACUCUUUCUACUAUGAGAACUUUCCUGAUCGUGACCCAAAGAUCUGCUUUGGUGAUGGUGAUGGCACUGUGAACUUGGAGAAUGUCAUGCAGUGCCAGGCCUGGCAGAGCCGCCAAGAGCACAAAGUAUCAUUGCAGGAGCUGCCAGGAAGUGAACACAUCGAGAUGUUAGCCAAUGCCACUACCUUGGCUUAUCUGAAACAUGUGCUUUUUGAGCCUUGAUUCCUGUGCCAAGCUGGGCUGCUGGAUGGCUGGACCAUGGAGCUUCUCUUGGGCUCUGACCCUUUCAUGGCUUGCAAGCUUGGUAAAAGGUUUGUGACCAUUAUUCAAGGUCCCAGGUCUUAGGCUGUGAGGCGUCUGCCUCAGGAGAAUGCUGUUUCUCAUCCUUCGUAUGUAUAAGGGCAGUGAAGAAGGAAGACACAAGUGUGGAUUCAAAGGACAUUUGGUGGGAAGAAUGCUCCUACCGAUGGCAUUGCCACCUCAGACUGGCUCUGUAGGAUGGCUUGUAUGGCUCUUCACCCUAGUCCCCAGCUCGGGCCAUGCAGUCCUCCAAGUGCUCUGGCCUUUCUGUUUUAGCCCGCUGGGCUCUAACCUUCCUGUGAGGGAUGUUACUGAGGAAGGUUCCACAGUGACCCUCAGGUGACCUUCCCAUACACUGGCAUCAGGUAGCCUACUGGCUAGGGCUCCCUGUACCCUCACUGGUGGACAUUCUGAGUGUAGCCUCCUGGAGGUAAUCCAGCACCCCUGCAGGCAGGGCAGUUUGUUGUGUUCUCCAUGAUCCUUCAGGUCCUGGGGUGUUUAGACUCCAUUCCUACCUCUCACCUCUGACAGCAUCCUAGUCCUAGUUCUGGAUUGGGCAGCAGAGGACCCCUCAGUUCUGGGGGCCUAGGAUUCCCGAUCUCCUUAGUUGUGAUGUGAGUCCCAGAGCUGAAGCUGGCUCUCUUGGUUCUGGGACUGUAGUUUAAAGUGACCAGGGCCUAAGGCUACAGCCUUCUAGCUUGGUACCUAGAAGAAAGGGCGCUCAAGGGAACAACCUUCCCUGAGUCUCCUUGAGAACUCCACCACCAUAUGGCACACUGCUGUGGGGUCUUUCUACCACCACGUGGGCUGGCACAAGGGGCGAGAGGUGAUAGAGUUCCUGCCCAACACUUGCUCCCACCAGGCAUCUGAACGGGUUUGGUUUGCUGGAGUUAGUUAGAGAUUAAAAGGUCCCCCAGAUCCAGGAGCAUAGCAUCCCAGCUAGGGGCUUUUUGUUUGCCCCAGGGAUGCUGCGUGGUCUGUGUGUGACAGCAGGGAUGGUGAAUCUGGGCCUAUCUUAGGGACAGAGGACCUGACUAUAGGCUGAGACGUGGGUCAGCUUUUAGGUUGGGGUCCCCAAACCACUUUCAGCCUGGAGUACGCAUACACUGCCUUCCCACGACGAUUCUCACUGGGCUUCCUUUGUUAGGCACAUUCCCACCAUCUUUCCCUCACCUGAUGGUGGCCCCCACCUGGGGCUCUGAGCAAGCUGUACCUCAAUUUUGGCAAUAAAAAGUAUUCUGGAUGCUGUAAGGUGCUUUGUUCUGCACUGUGCAUGAAAGGAGGGAGGUGUCAAGUAGGAAGGUGCUAUAGAGGUGAGUAAUUGGGCUGCAACUUUGCAGGGGUCUCAGCAUUACCCUCUGCCUUUGCUUUAUC